This is a messenger RNA of Dracunculus medinensis (Guinea worm), 390 nucleotides long. The record is from the annotation of a GenBank genome assembly. NCBI's taxonomy places the organism in Eukaryota, Metazoa, Nematoda, Chromadorea, Rhabditida, Dracunculidae.
AUGUUUUUUUCCAGGAAUGAAAUCGAUCAGCUGAAAUCCUAUCGAUUAUCAGAUCCAUCUUUACUAACUGAAAAAUUGUGUGUUAUAUGUCAAUGUGAUUUCGAGAAAAAAGAGCAGAUACGUGUUUUACCUUGUGAUCAUCAUUAUCAUGUAAAAUGUGUGGACAAAUGGCUAAGAACAAAUCGAACGUGCCCAAUAUGUCGUCAGAGCGCGGCAUCCGAUAAUAGUGAUAAUAGUUCAACAGCAACGGCUACUGCGACUGCCACAUUAACUGGUUCUUCAUCGUUAUCACAUAUUGCUGUGCAGGGAGAGGAUGGAGCAGGGAUAAUUCGAUUAAAUAAUAAGAUAAUUGAUAAUUGCAGGGAAUUUUUAUCUUCAAAAUCAUUGUGA